AUGAAACACCUUCCCCAAAAAAAAGCAACGAGAGGCAAGGCGUCCUCCUCCACCUACACCGGAGUGACCCCGCCGCAGCAGCAAGGCCAAGGUCAGACGCAGCAGUCAUUGGAUCAACGGCAAGGUGAAGAGCUCGGCUCGGGCGAUUUCAGCUCGCUCUCAUUACCAAGUUCACCCACGAACACGGCAACCGCAAGAAGACGGCCAGAGCAGCAACGGGGCACGACGCGGCGAAAGAUUGAGCUGCGAACGCCGAUGGACUUUUCCGAGACGGAAACGAUCAGCUCCGGGUUCUCGGACAAGAUCAGCAGCAAGACGACGCAGAUGGACGAGCGGCCGAGGAACUUUUUGUGCACGAUGGCGGACGGGAGGACUGCAAGUUCAGCAUCUACGAGGAUCAAGCCAAGAAGGCGGCGGAUAACAGGCAAUCAGUUGCCACUGUUAGACGGUCAGAAUCCGGUUGUGGGAGGGAGCGGGGGCAAGGCUGGAACUCCGAAGGUUCCUCCGGUAACGCCAGCUGGGGAGGAAACACCGAGCGAAUUUGGGAACGACACGCGGAGCGUCAUCUCGUCGGCGUCGGAGCGCAAGAAGAUCGAGAAGCAAAACAAGUACGUCGGCGGCGAGCAAACGGAGAACAAACCUCCGGUCGGCGUUGCGGCACUUCCCUGUUCCGUCCGUGGAGAACUCGAACGCCGUCCAGCAGACUUCGUCGGUCAGUUUCUCCAACCUGGUCAGCACCUCUUCACCCAACUGAACGGCCAGCGCCGAGUGGAACCUCCUCCUCCUCCUCCUCCUCCUCCUCCUCCUCCUCCUCCUCCUCCUCCUCCUCCUCCUCCGAAGAUUCACAAGCAACUCUCGCCGACAGCCACCCAAACGUCAGUCGAUCCCGGCCGGCCGGAGAUACGCUAA
Messenger RNA from Culex pipiens pallens (northern house mosquito), 909 nucleotides. RefSeq names its product zinc finger homeobox protein 4-like. The record is from RefSeq and is a predicted model, not a curated record. NCBI's taxonomy places the organism in Eukaryota, Metazoa, Arthropoda, Insecta, Diptera, Culicidae. The transcript is spliced from 5 exons. The coding region runs from base 1 to 909 and encodes 302 amino acids.